AUGACUAUGAGGACAAACAUGAGUGAAAAGGUCUCAAUCCAAGGGAGGAACAUCAAAUGGACCAAAUUUGGGAACUGGAAGAGCCGUUUAGGAGAUAUCACGUUUGUACUGAAGACUGGCCCACAGCCGGCCGAACGCACUCGGCCGGACAGGAAGGGUAUUGGCUUCGCUCGGCCUUCUCCAGGACCGAUCCGGCCGCACGACCGCACCGUCCGACCCGGGAGGCAAUGGACCACGAUCGACCGAGAUCAUCACAUCACGGCCGACCAGACCGUGCGACCCGGGAAGCAAAGAACCGCGCUCGACCCGAUCUCCGCGAACAAGAAGCCCACUUAUGCAGUUUUGACUUUUAUCAGCCCAAUUAACCUAAACCGACUUGUGAAGACCUAG
This is a messenger RNA of Microthlaspi erraticum, 390 nucleotides long. Lineage: Eukaryota; Viridiplantae; Streptophyta; Magnoliopsida; Brassicales; Brassicaceae. The record is from the annotation of a GenBank genome assembly.